Octopus bimaculoides (California two-spot octopus) is the source of this 1914-nucleotide messenger RNA. RefSeq lists its product as uncharacterized. NCBI's taxonomy places the organism in Eukaryota, Metazoa, Mollusca, Cephalopoda, Octopoda, Octopodidae. The record is from RefSeq and is a predicted model, not a curated record.
UUUUAAUGCGUUAUAACGAUAAUAUAGUCCCUGUUUUCCUUAUGGAGAUCGUGAAAAGAGAGUUCGAUGAACUUAAUGAAAGCUUUCCGAAAUAUAUGUUCGAUAUAAAACAUGGAAAAUCUAUAAAUAAAUGCAAAGCUAAAAGUCGUUUGAUAGCCGAGAUAUCACAAAAACAUCGAAUACUUUGUAAACUGCUCGAACUGUGCAGUGAUAAAUUUCAACUCCAGUUAGCAACAAUCAUAUUCUAUGUCCCAUGCGGUAUUUUUUGUACGCUAUAUGGAACACUGAAUAAACUACUAAAGUAUGAUGAGAUAAGUUUUAUGUUAUCUUUCUUGCUUGGAAGCACAUGUGCAAUGCUCAAGUAUUUUCAUGAAGGCAUAUUACUGUAUAACAAGAGCCAUGGGAUUCUGCAGGAAAUUUACAAAUCAAACAUUGGUGAUAUUACCCCAGAGGCUAAAAUGGAGUUGACAUUUUUCAUUAAUCGCCUUUCUAACGCUCGAAUCGGAUUAUGCAUUGGAAAAUUUUUCCUCGUAAACCAUUCAUCUGUUCUCGGCAUCUUUGGCACUGUGGUGUCAUAUGCGAUUUUGGCCUACCAAACGUCGAGCACCUAUUCUUCUACUAUUCAGCGUAAACACGCAGCCUCGGCGCUAAAUUUCACAAUGAAGUUUCUAAAUAGAACACUACACAAACGAUUCUUCUAAACGCCUUACUGAAUCUUGAAAGACAAUGGAGUCGUAUUUGACUUUUAGAAUACGUUUGUUUUUUAAAAUAUUUCUUUGAAUUGGGUUUUGUAAUUACACCAGUCAAUGAAUUUAUGUUGUCGUAUCCUAUAUAAACUAUGGUAACUCCGUAAAUUGACAAAACGACGAAUAACCUUAAUCGAUUUUUGCUUAGAUUCUGAUCAAAGGUUUCUACUUCAAUUUCACCAAUUCCAAUGAAGCAGACAACCAAUUUAUUUAGAAUGCUGAACAUUUACAAUAGUUACAGUAAACGGGAGUUGCUAAUUUGCAUACCGUACGCGAUAACAUUUUAUUUUUUUAAUUUCAGGGGUCCUUCAACGGAGAUCUCAGUACGCAUCAAGUUAUGAUAUGCUGUGAGCAUCAUCUAUAUGAUGUGGAAAAUAUUCCAUCAACAAUGCCCAAAUGAUAUAGGUAUCAUCUUUAAAAUUCAUUUGAGGCUUGGCCCUCGUGCCAUCCGCCCACUACAGAAAUCACGUUCGUGUUGCAUCACAACACUACGACAGAACUAUUUCACCUCAACUGGCCCUGCUCUCUUCAAUAUCGUGCCAGCCCAUAUAAAGGAGGAAAGUGAUUUCACGGCAUUCAAAUGGUCUCUAUAUGUUCACCUCCAACAAAUACUAGACAAACUAACCACACCCGGAUAUGUCUCUGAAAACAAUAACUCACUGUGCCCAAUAAACCUUUUGUUUAAUGUGCACAGAUCCGACGUCAGGCACAAGAACAGUUGUUCGACAGAACUUGCUGAACAUUUCGUUUCAAGCGGUUGCAAUUUUGAAGAAGACUUGAAAGUGCAUAUUCUCAGAAAAUAUUCUGAAUCUGCUUCACUUUCUCUUCUCAGAAUGUAUGAGGAGAAAUAUGUUUGUGGGUUAUUAACAUCACGCCCUGGAGGAAUGAAUAAAAUGACAGGAGAAUAUCAUCAAAUUUAUACAAAACUGUUUGAUUAAGUAUUCUUCUUUCUCUCUUUUUCAUUCCUUUUUUUUCUGUCGUCUUUUUUUUCUGUCUUUUUCUUUUCGCCUGUUAUGAAAUUGUAACUUAAAAACUGAUGAUGUCAUUCUAUCAACGUGUGGACGCUGGUUGCUCUCCUUCAUAAUUUACGUUUAAAUUUCUGUAAUUUUAAAUUUUCAUCACUUCUUAUUUUGAACUUGACAAAGACAGGCGUAUUGUUGAAAUAGCG